Cydia splendana is the source of this 7897-nucleotide messenger RNA. RefSeq names its product eukaryotic translation initiation factor 4E transporter-like. Gene Ontology annotation, molecular function: mRNA binding. The coding region runs from base 269 to 3274 and encodes 1001 amino acids. Gene Ontology annotation, biological process: negative regulation of translation. Gene Ontology annotation, cellular component: cytoplasm; nucleus. The record is from RefSeq and is a predicted model, not a curated record. NCBI's taxonomy places the organism in Eukaryota, Metazoa, Arthropoda, Insecta, Lepidoptera, Tortricidae. The transcript is spliced from 25 exons.
CAGUCUCUGAGACGAUUUCGUGCGCAUCGCGACACCCGCCUUUCCGAAUUUUUGACUAUUUUCCAUCUUACCGUGACACCUACGUAGUGACAAACGUGAUUAUACGUACCGCGUACAUCUUGUCUCUUAGACACCGUAGUCUAAGCUUUUUAAUUUUUAAUCGUGUUGUUUUUAUUUCAAUUUUAUUCUAAGUUAAGUUAGUUUUAAGUUUAGUCCGCCAUCUUGUGACGCUUUCAAAAUAACGAUCAAAACGCGCGUCGGUCGUAAGAUGGUCAGUAAGGAGCCGCCAUUGCAGCCAGUGGAAGCUAAGAGUAAGAGGAGAAGACGUAGAGCGGGCAACAGAGCUGGGAAGAGGCGUUCUAGGAAGACUACAGUUGCCGUCGCGGCUGUGGCGACGUUGCCUUCGGAGAAAUACUCGAGCCCCGUCAAGUGUGCUGUUCACGCGUUCCUGAUGAGAUACCAGAGUGCGCUGCGGAAGGUGCCGGCUCAUCUGCCGCCGCGGGUCCACGCGGGGCCGCCUUCGAAGCGGGUUAAACGCGUUUCUUGGAGUCACGACGAGAGCGGGUCGAUGAGCGGCGGCGGCGACCCGGCGGUGCUCGCCGUCGGGCCGGCGCGGCGGCCGCUCACCUACACCCGGGAGCAACUGUUACGGCUGCGGCACUCGCCGCUCGUCAAGAAGGGGCUCGACGUGCCGCUGGCGGGCUGCGACGCGCUCGCGCUGGUGUUGAAAAAGAGGUCCGACUCGCCUAACGAAGAUGAUCGAGGGGCCAGAGGCGAUGCACCAGCUGAAAACCACAAGGGAGUGUACGGUCGCGAACGCGAGCGAGAGCGUCGUUCCGCCGACCCUCGCGAGCGCGUCCGUAAGGAGAGCGAGCCGAGCAGCGGUAUAGUCCUGUCUCCUCAACGGCGCUCCUUCACGAGUGGUUGUGGGGCGCCUGCUGCCGCUGCGGCUCCUCCGCCGCAUGUCGCUAGGACGAGGCCGGAGUCCCCGCUGUGCCCCGCGCCCGCUCAAGCCAAGCCUGAACCAGCGGGUCGGCGUAUCGGCUCCGGGCGAAUCAUGGUGCGAGACGUACCGCAUGCGGGCUGGGAGGAGGGCGAGUACCGGCCCAGCGAACCCUACCGGCCUCGCGAACAACACCGGCCCAACGGCGAAAGGUUCGAGCGACGUUCGUUUACCCGUGACUCCUACUCCUCUGAUAUUAAGAGGGAAAGGGAAGACCGAUUCAACAACGAAAAACAGAGAGAGAGGGAAGACAACCGCAGAUCAGGUGGUCGCUAUUCUCAACGACGUUUUGAGAAAGAAGAUGAACCAGAGUGGUUUAGUGGAGGGCCGACAUCUCAACACGACACCAUCGAGCUCCGCGGUUUCGACGAGCCCACUAAAAAAAACGGCUCGACGAGCGGCAAAGAGACUGAGAAAUGGAACAACAACAGCGGUGCUAGAUCGCCCGGCCCCGAGCGAAGCGAGCGUAACGAGCGAAACGAGCGCCCCGAGCGAGGCGAGCGGCUCGAGCGGUGGCGGAGCGAGUCCACGUCUGAACCUGCACCGAUUGAAGACUCCAAUGACACUAGCAAUGAUAAGGAUUCAGGGGUGGAGUCCAAGGCGGAGGAGCCGGCGGGCUCGCAGCCCGACUUCAACCUCGACGAGUUCCUCAAGCUGGACUCCAUACCCGACGUGCUCACGAAUGGCGGCGGUGAGAGCGAAGGCGGCAGUAGAUUCAGCCGCUGGUUCCGCCGCGAAAGUCCCACCAACGACUCGCGCCAUUACGAGAGGCUACUCACUAAUAUGGUCGACGACCUAGAUAACCCUGCGAGGCCGCCGGCCAGCGAGCCGAGCCACAUGUUCGCGCCGAUCUCCCCCGCCGCGCCGCCCUCGCUGCUGGACCUGCUGCGCCGCGCCAACGCCAACUCGGACCCGAGGCCUGAGAUGAACAACGUGGGCGGCAAGAUCCACAGUCUGGAGGAGCUGGAGGCGCGCCUGCGGCCGCCGCAGCCCGCGCCGCACCCCGACCACGACCUGUCCGCCUUCAAGCGACUUCUGGCGCAGGUGUCGGGCGGGCACGCCGUGCCGGCCGCCGAGCAGCAGCAGCGGCCGCCGCCGCAGCCCAUGAGCCUAUUACAGAUGUUGAACAAGAGCAUGGAACAACAACAACAACAACAGCAGCAACAGAAAGCGCCGCCGGCGCAGCCGCACAUCCCGCAGGAGUUGCUUUACAAACUGCUGCAAGUGCAACAGCACCAGCACCAGCAACAGCAGCAGAGCGAGAUGCUGCCCCCCGCGCCGGCGCCCGGCCCCUCCCCCGCCGACCGCGAGCUGCUGCAGCGCCCCGAGGCGCAGGCCAUCAUACACGGUCUGAAAGCGGGCGAGAUAACGGUGCAGCAUUUAAUGCAGCAGUUAGGAAAUCCAGGCCUGCAGUCGCGCCAUCGUGAGGUGCUACUCACUAUACUGCGGCUUCAUCAACAGCAAAGACAGCAACAGAUGGGCGGGUCUCCGCUGCCGGGCGUGGGCGCGGCGCCGCACCUGGUGGUGCCGCCGCUGCACCAGCCCCUGCGCCUGUCGCCGCUGCCGCAUCCGAGCGUGCCAGCCCGCAUCCCGUCCCCACGCGAGCUCGCCGCCCACACCCAGUGCAUCAUGCAGAGCGCCCUCAUCAAGAAGAAGCUAGAGGAACAGCGCGAGAACUACCGCCGCCGACACGACCCGCCCAAGGGCACUCCCAUCUCGUUCACGCCCACAUCCGUAUUACGUAAAAUGACCGCAGAUAAGGAGUCCGACGCGCCGAGCCCCAAGCAGCAGCAGUGGGCGCAGCCGCCUAAGAUGCCGCAAGGACGGCCCAUCGUCAAGGGCAACCAGAGCGGAGCAGCGCCACCUAUGGGAUACGCGCCGUCACCGGCAGACUACCAACACCAUUAUCAACAGCAGCAAAUGUCGGGCAGCGUACGUCAGUUCCUGCAUCCGCAACAGAGGCAGCAAGUACCCAAUGCGCUAAACAAUAUGAACAUGAACAACAUGAACAAUAUGACCCGCGGCAUCGCCGGCGGCACCACUCUGCACCAUUUGCUAGUCCAGUCUCAUCAGAGGAGUCUCAACGAACUAGGCGGUGUAGGCGUGGGCGGCACGGGCGGCGGCGACAACCAGCUGGCGCGCUGGUUCUCGCCCGAGCUGCUGGCGCGCGCCUCGGCCGGCAAGCUGCCCUCCGUGCACGUGCCCAACGCGCUCUCCCUGGAGGACCUCGAGCGCCACCACCACUCGCCGGCGCCGCCGCUGCGCAACUGAACGCUCUAUGGAUAUAUUCUUUUUUAAAGCGACGGCGUAGGUUCUUCAGACGGUGUGAAAUGUUGAGGCUAAAAAAUUAAGAGUAAGGGUCGGUUGCACCAAACUGUUUGUCAUCGCUAAAUUUUAUUGUAUUGGAAGUUUUAUAGUAAAACGUCGCGGCGCGCCCGGUGACGGUCAGUCUGUCAAGUGCGGGUGAUGCAACUGGCACUAAGAGUCAGACCGAGCUAACGCGCAGACGCUGUGGAAAAUGCCACGAUAAACGUCAAAAUUCCUAUAUUCAUUGAGUUAUUAUUACUGUAGAGAAGCCACACCAAACAUUAGAAAUUGUCGCAAUCUGUACCACGCGAACAAAACGCCGUAAGCGCCGUAAUAUUUAUGGCGCGUACGCGUUUAAACGCGAGAUUCACGCUCCACUUAUAUGGUUAGAUGUCAAAACAAUAUCAACUCAUGACGCAAAAUACUGGUUCUAUACGUUAGUAAUAAAGUAAUAAUAGUUCAAUGAUGAUAUUAGAGUUGGAGCAAGCGAAUUCUGCAUGAUAUUUGUAAUGGCAAGGUGUGGCAAUGUCAUCAUUAGAAUUGUGUCAUUCUCGAGAACGUGCUUCCGUUUACUGUGGCAAAUAUUCUCGAGCGAGAACGUUUCCCAUACUAACCGGAGAACGUUCUUAGGCGCCAACUUAAAUCAUUAAUGUCAAAUUUCUAUGAAAAUGUGACGUUAAUAUAAUGACACUUUCACUUUCUUCUGUUCAAAUCAGUGCAAAGUUAGGUUGGACGGACUCUAUGGCGUUUAUAGUGUAAAUUCCACACUUUGGAAAUCAAAACAUCUGUACAAAGUUACCUUAUAGUCUGAGCAACUAUUCUGUAUUUAGAGAUAGUCAGAAAAUACAAAAAAUAUUCGUGAACGGUUAUAGAUAUUUCCAGUUGGGACGUUGAAAACAGUAAUAUAUCUAUGUUUAUUGGUCACUAUAGUUGCACAGACUAUAAUUAGCAAAACAGUAGCGACAUCUGGAGUAUGAAAUGUAAACCAAUCUUGAUACCAUGUGCAUGGAUAGUGGUUAUUAUACUCUAUAUUAGGGUGGUAUUCUAUCUGUGCAAUAUCUUUGUCCAAUGUGUAUUGCGUCUCACAUUUUACUUUAAUGAGAGAGUGAGACACAAUAACAUUGGACAGGUGGAAUACCACCCUUAGACAAAACUCAUUUGUAAUCCGCUGUUCGAACUGAGUUAUUCAUCGCCCGAAACUCAUUAGGUUGAUGUAUGAAGGCCACGAGAAACGUAAUUUAAGGUACUAUUUCAAUCGAUUCAUCAAGUUUCAUUUCACACAAAACCUAAAUAACUGGUAUUACUUUGAUUAACCUCUCGAAUGCCGGAACGCGGAUCCACGUUAGUAGGUAUUGAACUCGAAUUAUUAAUUAAUUAGAAUUCAAUACCUACUGCGCGGAUCCACGUUCCGGCAUUCAAGAGGUUUGGAAAUAUAUCUCACAAAAUAGUCUUAAUACUGCACAGUUAAUUAAUUGCUCAAGCUUCUUUGGAGUAUUUGGACUGACACAAUUGAAAUAGUACCCUAAAAACACUUAAAAAUGUAAAGUAAAUUAUUUGUGACUAACUUAAGUUUUAUAAACUGGUUCCUUUAUGUCAUCCCCGGGCGCUGCCAGUCAGAUCCGAUUAUUAACUGAUUGUUCUAACACGGCCAUCCUGACAUCCGGGUUGUCCCUGCAUGCACCUUUUUGUCUGGCCAUUUUAUUGUAUCAUAUCUUAAAGUACCUACUUACAGAGAUCACCUAUAGCAAAAAUGUAUUGAUUGUAUAUGAAAGUCUAAGAUAGAUCUUAUGCCUUUUGUAAUAAGGUCCACCGAUGGACAGUGAAGAGUGUUGCUGUUUGUACAAGGCCAUCUAUUUCAGUGGUCAAACUUCGAGGACACGUUUUUUUCUUGGACUUGACAUGUCUUUAAUCAAUAACUCUGCCUAUUGCAUGAAAAGCUGGUAUUUUCAUGCUGUGGAUUGGAUAACGAAAUGGCUAACAUACGUCUUACGAAAUAAAAGUAUUUUUCACCCAUGAUGCACCAAAUCCCAGUUUAUAAUGUUGACUAAUUUGACGUAUGACGUAUUACAACCAGUAUCACCAGUGUUUUUUUAGAAAAACGGACACGUUAGAUUAUAUACAUAGUUUGCCGGAACUUCAAUAGAUAAAUACAUAUAAUAUGUCAAAUAAUGUAACAAAGUGCAUUAUGACUAAAAUCUCGUUGGCAAUUUCUCGGCGAUAUUUUGACAAAAUGGCAGCUAAUAUCAAAACACUUGUCAAAUGGACAACUGAAAUCUGGGUGGAUGCAAAAAUUCAAAUUUAUGUCCUGUCAAUAUAAAUUUCAGGUUAUGAAAAUAAUAUCAUCAUUGCAGUGAAAGGAAAAUAAUGUUGAAGUUUUGACAGUCUGUAACUAUUAUGGUCAAAUUAUGUCAUUGAUACCUGAAAUGUUAUGAAAUUAUUGACAGUAUUGUAAAACAUGUUACCUGAUAGAAAUUCCCACGUCUAUUACAUUAAUAUAACUUUUGUCUACAUGAUAGACUGUUUAUAAAAAAAUAUGGUAGAAAAUAAUUUUACUGUGAAUAUAUAUUUACAUUUUCUGCCAUUUUUGAAAUAUGUAUAAAGAAAAAUAUAAUAUUUAUAAAGUUUAUUCAUGUAGACCCGAGUUUUUUGAUUGAUGGACUGAAUACGUGUUAUUAAACAAAACAAUAAUAGGUAGGUACUUUGCCACUUAAAAUUACAAAAAAAAAAUACAGUUACCGCUAUUGUUUAAAAAGGUAUUCUAUAAGACAUGAUUUGAAUUUCUACAUAAUUAUGUUUUAAAACAGUGACGGUUGUUAGGGCAGACACUGUCAACAAAUAAUGUCAAUACGUUAUGUCGUUCCAAUAUGUAGAUCGAAUCACUAAAAGCGUAGCCACUACAUGUCUGCCCUUUUCACAACGCAACUGACUUCUAACUCAUGUAAUAGAAUAAAGAUUAUGCCUCUUUCUUUCGUACAUUUCAAGGACGGAAAGAGACAAAUGAUUAUCAUGGAAUGGUAGCUGUAGUCCGAGGUAGCAGCUGAGGGGUUAACUUUUUGAUGUAUUUCUUUGUAUAGUGAGUUUACUCGUAGAUUCUGGUAUCGUAUAACGUAUUAUUUAGCCCCGUGUCAGCUCCCUUAUUUUGACUAUUAUUACAGUUGGACGCAGUCAAUAAUACUGAUGAUAUUUCGGCUUAAAAAUAAGCUAGAAAUGCCGUCUUAGUUCACAUGUAACCUAGCCUAUAAUAUGACGAUAUAUUUCAUCAUUAUUAUUGAACGUUUGACCCUGACUUAUCUGUAUUUAAAAUGGGAGAUAUACUUAGAAAUGUAAAAACAGCGCCACCCGAUAUGUGACUAAAAGAAAGAAUGAGUGGAACUAGAUAAUGUAUGCCGCCGACAAGCGAAUUGAUUGGAAAACUAAAUAAUUAAACAAGCUAUUAGUUAAGUAAAAAAAUAUCUACGUAAUACUUCUGUGACAUGUUUGUAUUGGAAAUUAUUUGAAGAUAUUGAUGGCUAAGUGAAUUAUUUAGUUUUUCAUAUGUGCUUGAUUAUUUGACCCGGCGGUGACACUUCACGGAGUAUCGCGGGAAAGAUUGGGUAGUUGACAAAUGCGAAUGAUGAACUGUUUGAGUGAACGGAACGAGUGAAUGAUAACGAAUGAACGGAAAUAUAGUAUGCAGAAUAAUAUAUAUUGUAUAAUGUUUAUGUAUGUCUACGGUUGUGUUUGUUAGCAUUUUUGUUACUACGUCAUUUAUGAGAGGAGAAGAUUUUCGUUUACGAUGGAUGUCGUGUGUUCAUUUCGUUAAGAACAUUUUUGUAAAGGAUUUUGGAGCGUCCCCAAAUGUAAAAGACUAGCAUUUGAGUUUUGGGAUUCCACGAACUACGGAUAGUAUAUUUUUUUAAACGUUUUACGUAUUCCACUGUACGACGUUUUAGCGAUUUGUGGAGUUUUUUGCAAUAUAUCCCAAUCAAGUAUUUUAGUAUGGUCUUGACAAUCCUCACGUCAACGUUAAAGUUUAAAUUAAACAUCCAAAAAUUACUUUAAAGUUUAGAUUUUAAAUUUAUCGCUGUACAAACUUCUCCAAACUUCAUACUCAAAAUGGUUUAGGGUCUUUAGGCUUAGGACGGUAGGGUGGAUUGUCAAGAUACAUUAUCAUUGAUUGGUCAUUUAAUUUUCGAACAAAAUGAGACCUGAGCACGUCAAUUAGAUAUCAUUUCAUGACCCUGGAUUAUACCGUCCCAGUGUCAAAUAAAUUGGCUCAACAAAGCAAUAUUGCGUAUACCUUUUCGCCUUAUGCCUUGUGUGUACCGGUGUAAAUAUAUCCCCGUUUGAACGGCUUGCUCAGAUGGGGAGCUCAGAUUUGGAAUAGUGUAGCAGGUUUCAGAUGUAUUAUGGACUGUGUGAAGCAAUCAUGGACUGGUUACGAAGACCGCGCAGACGCAUUAGAUGCGCCGAGCGAUUUUGGUAGUAAUGAAUAGUGGCGAAAUUUCAGUUUGUGUCGCGUCCCGUGAUGCGGUCGCUUACGUAUUACAACUUAAAAAAAUGUCUCCUGUAAGCUUUAAAUUAUUGAUUAAAGAAAAUUUGAAAGUU